GACACAUUUGAAGUUUCAUACAUUUAACGGACUGAAAAAACAUUCGAUUACAAGCAACACAGUAAAAUAGUUAAUUUUGUUCUGAUUUUUUUAUAAGAUUCCCCAAAAGUUCCCACAUAAAACCGAUAUUUUUGCAAAGAUAAUCACAAAAAUGCCAGGCGUUAGCGAAAAUCCAAACUAUUACUUUUCGGAAAAGGAUCGCAAAGCAAGUUUCAAGUCUUGGCCAUUCACCGAACGUCAUGAAUGUAGCAUCACCAAGAUGGCAGAAGCCGGUUUCUAUUGGUGCGGUACGAUGCAAGAGAACGAUGCUGCAGCUUGUUUUUUGUGCGGCAAAGUGUUGGAUGGAUGGGAAUCAACCGACGAUCCAUGGUCGGAACAUAAAAAACACUCGCCACAAUGUGCUUUCGUGAAAUUUGGUCGUCCAGAAGACGAUUUAACCGUUGGCGAACAGCUUGAUUUGUUGGAUCUUUACGUGCAAAAGGUGUUCGAUAAGAAAUUGGACGAAGCAAUGAAAGUGCUGACCGAAUUGGGAAAUAAAGCACGUAAUGCCAUUCAGACAAAAUUGAAAUCGAAUGAUUGAAUGCUGCCGCUCUUUGCUCACCACGCGCAAUGCUGAAUCACAAAAUCCAUAUUUUAUCCAUACAUUUCUACCAUGAAUAAGGAAUAUAUUUGAUCAUUAAUUUUAGGAAGAAUAUUGCAUACUGUUGGUUGAUUGGCAGCUUAAGCCACUGCCUACAACGAUGAUUUUUGUUCAUUCACAUCACAGUUACGAAUAAAAAAAUUGUAAAUCAUGUGGAGUAAUACAAA
Messenger RNA from Sitodiplosis mosellana (orange wheat blossom midge), 807 nucleotides. Its product is annotated as baculoviral IAP repeat-containing protein 5-like. The transcript has 3 exons. The record is from RefSeq and is a predicted model, not a curated record. NCBI's taxonomy places the organism in Eukaryota, Metazoa, Arthropoda, Insecta, Diptera, Cecidomyiidae. Bases 152 to 580 code for a protein of 142 amino acids.